UAGCUCGACACGCACAAGUACCGCCCACUUGUUUACCACGAUUGACGAAUCUUGAAACGUUUGCAUCGCUUAACUCGCCACCGGGUCUUCGUCCACUGACCUCCCUACGCUCGUUUUCCCCUUCCGAGGCAUGAUGCGAAAGGCCAAUUGAAGCGACCAUGGUUCGCGUCACCGAAGAACUGGCUCUUUCGCCAGACCAACUCGCUCUCUACCAAGCCACCGACCCUUUGCUUGGCCACUUGCCCUUAUUAAUCCUUCACGGACCGUCCACAACUGCGAAUUACACAUUGAAUAGCUCGAGAGUGCAGGUUCACGUCUAUACUCCAGCAGGCUUCCAAUCUUUUCCACGACUCACAAUCUCACCGAAUUCGCCCUUUUAUAAUGUCGUUAACUACCUGCCCCGCGAGUUUCAGGGCGACGAGGUAUACCGAGCGUUGGCUUUCGGCUUAUUCAAGUAUUUCCACGAACUCCCAGAGCACGUUAAAACGCAUGUUAGAUUGCAAUACCCCUCUAUGAGAAGCCGUCGACCGGGUUCGGCCCCGAUGCUAUUCAGUGAACAGCAUGCUGCCGAUAUCGCCAAGUCAAUGGUCAAGGCAGACAGCACACUAGAAAUCAUCCAAAAGCUCCAGACUGCUCUUCAGACACAGCAUAUAAAUAAUGUCGAUAUCGAUCUUGUCUUACCUCCUGGCUCCAUUAUUCCACUACAACCUGCAGACUUCGAGGAUGUGCCCGAAGAUGAAGACGAUAUCUUAGAUCCAACAUUGCGACAAUAUGGCAUGUAUACGCCUCUCGUCAAACUCUUCGGCGAGCCCGUAUUCUUGCCAACGUCAAGAUUGCGACGAGCUCCUUCCAAACCGAGCGCGCUGAAUCGAACCAAAUCAUUUUCAAAGGACCAAAAGGCCGAAUUACGACGAAAAAUGACUGAAUUGCUAGAUACCGAGGAACGCUACGUAAUGAAGGUGGAUGAAUUGGUGAAUCAACUUGCUCCUGAGUAUAGGCAAAAAGCCAAGGAACGACAGCCGGACAGCUUCAGCCCUUCGGAAGAGGAUGUGGAGAAGCUAUUCCCUAGGUCGGCCGAUGAGAUCCUACAAUUGAAUUCAGGUUUCCUGCAAGCACUACGACAAGUGAUGGAAGAGACCGAAGGAGAUGCUCUCAAGGAUAUGGAAUCCGGUUCCGCAUCCUCGAGGGUGGGUGUUUCGGGAAGUUUGGUUGGAAGGACAAAAGACGCGAGCGGAGCUGUGGCGAUGGCAAAGGUCAUGCUGGAAUGGUUUCCAAAAUUUACGGACUGUUAUCAGGACUAUAUUCGAGCGAGUCAGAACUUUGCCCAACUCAUCACCUCCUUCAUUAGCCAACAAUCUAGCUUUUCGCAAAGAUUACCCCUUGCCGGAGAACAAUAUCUUCGUUCUACUGUCAUCGAGCCUGUGCAGCGACUACCACGGUAUAGUCUAGUGAUCGAUCAAAUUGUUAGCUGUCUACCUAUUACUCACCCCGCCCUUCAACCUAUGUUGAAAGCCAGGGAUAUCAUUGCCAAUAUCUGCUCUAUGGACGACCCACUCACUGACAAGCCUCACGUCAAUACACGCCUGCGAAACAUGGUUGAGAGUUGGCCUAGUGAUCUUGAGCCUCAUGGGCGACUGAUUGUCGCUGCUGACUUCUGCGAGAUAUCCGCUCCGUACCAAAUUGGUACGGCAGCAGAACCACUCCAAAGCGACCAAGCAGGCAUCUUUCUGCUUUUCUCGGAUUGUGUCGUUAUUGUCAGAAGAGCUUAUGGCGCAAAUACGACAGCACGCGACUUACUGCGUGAAAUAGACAAGCCAUCGCCGGCGGGUCUUUUGGCUUCUAUGACGAAUGCGGCCGGUGGGCCAGGUUCCUAUGAACUGGCGUUCGCCGGUUGGCAUACUUUGGCCGAUGUUCGUUUCACAGAAUCUUCUGACGGACGCAUGGUGUGGAUGACUUCGUCCAAUGAAAUGAAAGGUGCUCAUGCAGGGGAUUUCGUCACAAGCACAGCACCCACAUCCCGUUGCUUCGUAUUACAAGAGUCGUACGAAGGAAAAGCUGCAAGAUGGAACGAGGAUGUCGUGAAGGCUAGAGUGGAAGGCAGGUUCGCGGAGAAAGAACGUGAAGAUCCUUGCUGGACUUUACGAUCUGUAAAGAUGCCCGAUACUGGGUUGGGACUAUUCGUUGCCGUCUUCCAGGAAGGUCUCGAUCAAUUAAUAGAAGGCCGAAAAGAGCCGGCACCGAUUCGUAUCGUUGUGGACCAAGAAAGGGGCACCAAGGGAGCGCCCGUUGGUCACUAUGGUGUGGAGAUAUGUUCUGAAGUACAAACUGGGACUAUGAAGAAGGUGGUUGUGGUUACAUUGGGACUUCAUGGAAAGAAAGCAACUGACGAGAUAGCGCUGGAAGAUUUUCUUCCAACGCUCGCUAGGAGGGUAAUCCAACUUCUCAGUAGCCAGUUUAAUGCUGCUAAUCCUGGACUCACAUCUGCGAUGGUAUCGUUCCACACGAAAAUACUUCGAGGCUUAAGCGUAUCGAAUAGGGCCGAGAAAACAAGAUCAUUCUUAGCUACGUCACCGGUGAAAUAUCUUUCGAGUUUCCUCAGCGGAAGCACUUCAGACUUAGGUAGCAGCUCUAAACAUCAACGUACCUUAACAGGAGACGCCCCGGUUCUUCUUCCCGGCCAACUUAGCCGUUCUAACAGCUCAAGAGAUGCGAACUCAUUAUAUGGUUCGGCUAAGAGUAGGGAUGGCAUUCGGAUUGGCGGUGCUGAUGAUGACCGACCGGAAAACCCGCUAGUUCGUCUUGAACAGACAUUCACGGGCUACAUGGCUAGUCUCCAGGCUCGUAAAGGCAGCUUCGUCGGUCGAACCUUGCUCAACAGGUCUGCUGUUGACGAACUCUCUGUGAAUGAUCUCUACAACAAGCUCAUUGAGAGCCCGUUCGAUAUAGAAGCUUCAUCUAGCCUUACAUCCGAUAUCAUCUUCGUUGCAUUCGAGAAAUUUGUGAGCAUCGCUUGGAGAGAACAGAUGGGCCCUAUAAUGACACCGAAAGCAUUAGAUGCCCUUCAAGAAAGAGCUUCCAAGAAAUUGCCUGGCGAUUUUGCUGAUUUCGUCCAUUUUCUUUUCAUGGAUAUGGCCCCACAAAAUCGAAGGGCGUUUACAGCUCUCAUCAAGCUCCUAGCCGAUCUCCUUGAUGGCUGUGGGAAUGACAGCGAUAGAGGUGCUCUUACUCUAGCAUUUGCUGAACUCCUGGUUGAUGGCGGAACUGCGCAUAAUUAUAUCAAUCUCCUUGAUAGGCUCGUCGAAGAUUGUGAUCGUAUUUUCGAUGAUGGAGGGGGUAGUUUCAACGCAAGCGUUAGCAAUCUCGUACCCGCCUUCGAAUCAAUGAACUCUACUACUCGUAGUUUGAAGUCGCAUACCGGAUCAUUGACUUCGAAUACGUCUUCGUUGCGAAGGAAAUUCGGGUUUGAUAAUUUUCUGGUGCGACAAAAUAGUAAGAAUGAGGGAGACAACCGACCCUCAGUGUGGCGCAGUUUAAGCAAACAUGGCAGGCAUCCAGCAACGGGCGAGACUUUAACCCCAGUCAGAAGCCCCGUGGCCAGGACAAAAUCCGUUGAUGUUGGUGUUCCAUCCGGACCGAACAAAUUAAGACGGCCUGGAUCACGCGAUAGACCCCCCAUUGCCGGUGCUUUCGACGACAAUCUGUCACGUCCUACUAGUUCACACAAACUCGAGACGAUUGGGGAGCCCGAAGCCGAGGAGGCUAUUCCCAAAGCUCCAAGGAGGAAACGCCGAAGUUCCUUGUCAGACCUAAAGAGCCUUAUGGCGGCGGCGAGCCUUGAGGACGAAGAACCAUUACAACCUCUUUCUCAUAUGAAGCAGACAUCCGAGAAGUUUAACUCCGGACCACGCAUUCCAUCGCCAUCUAGAAUCCCAACUAGCCCAACAUCACAAAACGCCGCUUCUAACUCGACUCUCCGUUUAUCCCGACAAAAAGAAAAUGUCGACGACCAAUCACAAACACAGGCACAACCGCAAACACGAACACACUCACAGUCUAUUUCUUCGCCGAGCGAGUCAAUUAGGAAGGGCCAAGUGCAGGGUCAUACUAAGAUGUUAUCAACGUCCAAUAUUCCCACUUUGAAAGCUCCCCGUGAUGUUGGGACGCCGGGAACUGAUUCCACCUCUAGACCUACUUCUAGCCCCACCAAGUCGCCAACUAAGCUCCGACUACAGUCGACACAAAAACUUCGCGAGCGUUUGCAAACUGAGAAAAAUUCCAUCGACGAGGUUGAUGUCAACCUCAAGUCGGAACUUUCCAAAAUCACUGCAGAUAUGGCCAGGGUUAACUCUUCACUACCACGCAGUACGAGUGUUGAUAUGAGAAAACUCGCUUCUGGCUUGAAAGCGCUUGAGGAACGUCUUCCUAUGCUUAUCUCUCAAGCAUCGGAGCGGCAGGAACAGCUCCAACGAGAUUUUGAUAAUUCGGUGAAGGCGAGCGAGGCUAAAGUGAAGGCUAUUGACCAACUAUAUAAAGAAACCCAGGCGGAGAACGAGAUACUAUACGAGAAAUUCAAUAGCGAAUUAGGAAAGAUCGUUAAGGCCCUCAAGGGGAAGGGCCGUGACGAUAAGGAAGAAUUAAUGACCCGGAUGAGGGAUUGUAGCGAGGAGACAGCUCGCGUUAAGAGAGAAAAUGCCCGUCUCCGACGAGAGAUGGUGAGCUUACGAGCCCUGGUAAAGGGCAAUACUACUAAUGCCGGUGACGACUAGAGGGACGUCAUUUACGAAACGAUUUCAUUGGGACGACUGGUGUUUUGGCUGCUGCUCAGGAAGGUCACGACGAGAUU
This is a messenger RNA of Hypoxylon trugodes, 4843 nucleotides long. RefSeq lists its product as uncharacterized. Bases 159 to 4766 code for a protein of 1535 amino acids. Gene Ontology annotation, molecular function: guanyl-nucleotide exchange factor activity. The record is from RefSeq and is a predicted model, not a curated record. The transcript is spliced from 2 exons. Lineage: Eukaryota; Fungi; Ascomycota; Sordariomycetes; Xylariales; Hypoxylaceae.